AUGGAGAAUCUGCAAGAGCAGGGUAUCAACGUCAUCUACGCAAAAGAAGUUGAAAGUGUGCAAAUGGAUGGAGAAAAGAAAAAGGUCUCGUUCAGCAAGUAUCCUGCUGGUCAGAGUUUAUCCAGUGAAGUCUACGACACUAUCGUUUGGGCUAUGGGUCGUGAUCCUCAACAUGACACCCUCAAUUUGAGCGCCGCUGGUGUGAAAACUGAUAAUUCUACAGGACGAAUUGUCGUGGGUAAAGAUGAUCGAACGUCUGCUGAAAAUGUUUACGCAAUUGGAGAUGUAGCCUUAGGCCGCCCAGAAUUGACUCCGACUGCCAUACGCGCUGGCCAGCUGUUAGCACGACGCAUUUUCGCUGGUGACAAUAAAAUUAUGAGUUACGAUAACGUGCCAACUACCGUAUUCACGCCACUCGAAUUAGGUACAGUGGGAUUCUCAGAGGAACGAGCUGUUCAAGAGUUCGGCUCCGAAAACAUUGAGGUGUUUCAUUCACACUUUACUCCUUUCGAAUACGUCGUUCCACAAGAUCCUCAGUCGGCUCAUUGCUACGCGAAGGUGGUCUGUCUCCGCAAUGCGCCCCACAAAAUCCUCGGUAUGCAUAUCGUUGGCCCAAACGCGGCUGAGAUUAUCCAGGGUUAUGCCGUAGCACUGAAUGCUGGCAUCACAUUUGAGCAGUUGACUGAUACGAUAGCGAUUCAUCCGUGCACUUCAGAAGAGUUCAUAAAAAUACACAUAACGAAGAGAUCAGGAUUGAGUCCAAAAGUGCAAGGAUGCUGUGGAUGA
This is a messenger RNA of Ostertagia ostertagi, 786 nucleotides long. NCBI's taxonomy places the organism in Eukaryota, Metazoa, Nematoda, Chromadorea, Rhabditida, Trichostrongylidae. The record is from the annotation of a GenBank genome assembly.